GAGGCAGCAGCGAGUGAGGACGGGAGACAAAGAGACAGACAGAGGGAGAAAUGGGCCUGGUCUGGUCUGGUCUGGGUUAACCCUGGUCUGGGUUGGUCCUGGUCUGGCUCAGUACUGGUCUGCCUGGACCAACUGUUUGUGUAUGUGAUGGCAGAGCACAUGUGUGUGUCUGUUAUGAGUGUGUAUUUGUAGGUGGGUGUGUUCAGUGUGUUCGCGUGUGUGUGUCUGUGUGUGUGUGAGAGAUGGGGAACACCGAGAGCAUGGAGUCUCAGUUGGCCGUGAUCCGGUCCAGAGCUGCUCCGGUUCGGCUCCCGAUGCCAGAUCCUGCUGAGCUGGAGGAACGGUUUUCCAUCGCACUGAAUUCGAUGAAUCUUCCUCCAGACAAAGUUCGCCUUCUUCGUUCCUAUGACAAUGAGAAGAAGUGGGAGCUGAUUUGUGACCAGGAGAGGUUUCAGGUGAAGAAUCCUCCACAUACAUACAUCCAGAAACUCAGAGGGUUCCUGGACCCACAGGUCACACGAAAGAAGUUCCGUAGACGAGUUCAGGAGUCGACCCAGACUCUCAGAGAGCUGGAGAUCUCACUGCGAACCAACCACAUCGGGUGGGUUAGAGAAUUCCUGAAUGAAGAGAACCGAGGGCUGGAUGUUCUGGUCGAGUAUCUGUCCUUUGCUCAGUAUGCUGUCACAUUUGACGGAGAACAGUCAGAGGUUGGAGGUGACUCCUCGUCUAUUGACUCUCCGUGGAGUCGUUCCAUUGAAGAUCUCCACGGUGACUGCAGUCUUCCCUCUCCGUCUUCCUCUGCUCCGCGGGCGUCUCGUCACUCCAUCAGCUCCACCCUGGUCACUCGUUCUAACACUCUGCCCAGUCGCCGCACACUGAAGAACUCCAGACUUGUCUGUAAGAAGGACGAUGUCCAUGUCUGUAUCAUGUGUCUGAGAGCCAUCAUGAACUACCAGUAUGGGUUCAACAUGGUGAUGUCACAUCCUCAUGCUGUCAAUGAAAUUGCCCUGAGCCUGAACAACCGGAACCAGAGGACCAAGGCUCUGGUGCUGGAACUGUUGGCUGCCGUGUGUUUGGUGCGAGGCGGUCAUGAGAUCAUCCUGAUGGCCUUUGAUAACUUCAAGACGGUUUGUUCAGAGUCGCUGCGUUUCGAAAAGUUAAUGGAACAUUUUAAGAACGAGGACGACAACAUUGACUUCCUGGUGGCCUGUAUGCAGUUCAUCAACAUCGUGGUCCAUUCAGUGGAGGACAUGAACUUCAGAGUCCACCUUCAGUAUGACUUUACCAAACUAAACCUGGAUGACCACCUAGAGCGACUGAAAAACACUGAGAGUGACAGGCUGCAGGUCCAGAUCCAGGCCUACCUGGACAACGUGUUCGAUGUUGGAACUUUGCUGGAGGAUGCUGAGACCAAGACGGCUGCCCUGGAACGAGUGGAAGAACUAGAGGAGAAUCUGACCACGAUGUCCGAGCGUCUUGUGGACGUGGAGAAUGAAGCCAUGCUAAAAAUUGUCGAACUGGAGAAAAAGCUGAUGCAAACCAACAAAGACCUGGACCAACUGAGGGAGGCUUACAGCAGCGCUAAUGCUCAACUUGUCACAUUGCGACGUAUGGUGCGGGAGAAAGAUCAGACAAUAAAUCGGCAGAGUCUCCUGGACCGGCAGAGUCAAUCAGAACACCAGGAUCCAGGUGUUGGACACACAGGCGAAGAUGUCACACCACAACUACAGAGAGGACAGGGAGACGGGGGCGUGGCUGAGUCUGCCUCUCCAUCAUUAAACAUGACCAACACCAGUAACAGCUUUGAAUCUUCAGCCUAUCAAAGCACAGAGCCAGUGAUGGGCGGAGCUCCUAGUCUGCUGGUUCCACCCCCUCCCCCUCCUCCUCUGCUCGUUCUGCUGGUUCCACCCCCUCCCCCUCCUCCUCUGCUCGUGUCAGAUUAUCUCACACCUGGUCCUGCUCCUCCACCUCCAGCCCCGCCUCCUCCACCUCCUCCCCCUCCCCCUCCCUGUCGCAGCGGUGAUCUUAGCUCCACCUCCUCGGUACCGCUGCCUCCGCCCCCACCACCCGUGGCACCGCCCCUGCCGGGCUCAGGGGGAUCAGGGCCGACCAUUUUUAAUCCUGGACUCCCAGAGGGGGCACUGAAGCUGUUCUCUGUGAAGAUUAAGAAGCCUAUCCAGACCAAGUUCCGGAUGCCGGUUCUGAACUGGGUGGCGCUUAAACCUAGUCAAAUUAAUGGAACUGUAUUCAACGAUGUAGACGACGAAGCUGUGCUGCAGGACCUGGACAUGGGGGAGUUUGAAGACCUCUUUAAAACCAAGGCUCAGGGUCCGGCUGUGGAUUUGACCUUGUCGCGACAGAAACUUCCUCAGAAAGUCGUGUCAAAGAUUUCGCUGUUGGAGGCGAAUCGAGCCAAAAAUCUGGCUAUCACGCUGAGGAAGGCGGGGCAGGGGUCUGAUAUCAUUUGCCGAUCCAUUCAGACGUUUGACCUGAGGAAAGUGCGGGUGGACUUUGUGGAGUGUCUCACACGUUUUCUUCCCACGGAGUCGGAGCUGAAGGUGCUGCGUCAGUACGAGCGCGACAGGAAACCGCUGGAGGCGCUGAGUGACGAAGAUCGAUUCAUGAUGCAGUUUAGUCGUAUCGAGCGUCUCACGCAGAGGAUGAGCAUCAUGACCUUUAUGGGCAACUUCAACGACAACAUGCAGAUGUUAACACCGCAACUCCAUGCUGUCAUUGCCGCUUCUGUUUCUAUCAAAUCAUCCCAGAAGCUCAAGAAGAUUCUGGAGAUAAUUUUGGCAUUGGGAAACUACAUGAACAGCAGCAAAAGAGGAGCCGUUUAUGGAUUCAAACUCCAAAGUCUGGACCUGCUCUUAGACACAAAGUCGACCGACCGAACACAGACGCUGCUCCACUACAUCGCCUGUGUGGUGAGAGAGAAAUACUCAGCUGCUGCUCUCUUCUAUAAUGAGCUUCACUACGUGGACAAAGCAGCUGCAGUGAGUCUGGAGAACGUUCUGUGUGAUGUGAAGGAUCUUCAGCGUGGGAUGGAGUUGACCUGGAGAGAGUUCAGUGUCCAGCACAACUCCACACUUAAAGACUUCAUCAGCAGGCAUGAGUCACGACUGGCGCAACUGCAGGCUCGCAUUGCUCAGGAUGCAUUUGAAGACGUGGUGAAGUUUUUUGGUGAGAGUUCCAAAACGAUGCCUCCAUCUGUCUUUUUCCCCAUCUUUGUUCGCUUCAUCAAAGCAUACAGAUUGGCUGAGGAGGAGAACGAGCAGCGCCGCCGCCAGGAGCAGAUGUUGUUAGAAAAACUGGAGCAGGAGGAGCAGCAGGAGGAGGCACAGACAAAAUCUCCGUCCCACAGAGGAAAGCGCCAGCAGCAGGAACUGCUCACGGAGCUGAGAAGGAAACAAGGGAAGGACAGUCGACAUGUUUACGAGGGGAAGGACGGUGCCAUUGAGGACAUCAUCACAGCUCUGAAGACCGUCCCCUUUACUGCUCGGUCGGCAAAACGCAGCUCACGCUUCUUCUGUGAUCCAACCCACUCAGAUGAGCACUACUGAUGAAGGGGGGAGGGACAGGAAGCACUGAGAAUGAGAGAGACGGUGACUGACAGACUGACAGACAGAGGUAUUUUUCCUGGAUCAAGUCUUUUUCUGGAGGCCACACCUACAUGUGAUUAAAUAGAAUAAUCAGCACUUUCUCUGAUCAUGUGACUUUAUGCAUUAUUUUUAAGAAAGACAUUCUCCAAAAACUGACUUAAAAACUGCACAGGGUUCCGAGUCCUGAUCGAUGACUCAUGGUAUGAUUUGAUAACAGUUUGCACUGUAGAGAGAUUUCACAGGAACAUUUGUUCAGUGACUUAUGCCUUUACAAAUGUCUACCUGCUGGUGGUGCUGCUGAGACUCUAAGACUCUCCAGACCAUCCUGAAGAGAAAGACAAACCAGGAGGCCAGGACAAAAAACUAACUUUGUCUACAACCAGGUCUGACUAAAGACUUUGGCUGAAGUUUUAGUCAGAAAGAUUUGAGACUGACUCAAGAUCAUUUAUGCCUACCUUACCCACUUUGCUCAACUCUACCUAUUCCCCACUUCUGUUUUUUUAAACUGGUCUUUUCUGAUUCUUAGACGCUAUUUCUUAAUUUCACUGAAACAUAACAAUCUGGUUUAUUUAAGAAACGAUUAAAAGAUUGAGAUUCCAUUUUGAGUCUAGAACUUUAUGCUGACUUCCUGUCAGCUGACGCCACCUAGCUUUGACCAUAAUUUAGACCAGGGGCCUCUGUACAAAGACUUGCGCAGAUUUCAUUGUGAAAAAGGGUGUACGUUUGUACAUGAGGCACCGCUCAUUUCUACGCUCAUUUCAGUUUUGAUACAUCCGAACGGGAGCGUGGAAAAGGGCGUACGCACCUUUUCUGUUCGUAAGCAAGGUUCGUACACGAGGCCCCAGGUGUUCAGGACUAGAGGACUGACCUUCUGGACCCACAGGACAAUCCAGGACUAACUGACACCUUUGACCUUCAAACAGCACAACCUUUUCUAUUUUUUUUUUGUAACGCAAAUUUGUUAAAAUGUUCGAGUGUUAAGUGGUUAUGUUGAUGGUGAAAUUAAAAACAAUCUGGUCACGUGA
This is a messenger RNA of Cynoglossus semilaevis (tongue sole), 4627 nucleotides long. Its product is annotated as formin-like protein 2. The transcript has 29 exons. Gene Ontology annotation, molecular function: actin filament binding; small GTPase binding. NCBI's taxonomy places the organism in Eukaryota, Metazoa, Chordata, Actinopteri, Pleuronectiformes, Cynoglossidae. Gene Ontology annotation, biological process: cortical actin cytoskeleton organization; regulation of cell shape; cell migration. The record is from RefSeq and is a predicted model, not a curated record. Gene Ontology annotation, cellular component: cytosol. The coding region runs from base 243 to 3563 and encodes 1106 amino acids.